Molecule: messenger RNA, 4036 nt
Organism: Psammomys obesus (fat sand rat)
Lineage: Eukaryota; Metazoa; Chordata; Mammalia; Rodentia; Muridae
Gene: Qsox2
Product: quiescin sulfhydryl oxidase 2
Exons: 12
Coding region: 40-2109 (689 amino acids)
Biological process (GO): protein folding
Cellular component (GO): Golgi membrane
Molecular function (GO): flavin-dependent sulfhydryl oxidase activity; protein disulfide isomerase activity
Source: RefSeq, a predicted model, not a curated record
GCCAGGGUGAAAGGUCAGCGCGCCGGCGGCACUCCCAACAUGGCGGCGGCCCGGGCUGUGGCGCGCUGUCUGGGAGCCGGAGCGCGGCAGCUUCCCUCUCUUCGGGCCGCGCGGCUGCUCCUGCUGCUGGCCGCGGUGGCGGCGGUGGGGCCCCGGCAGGGCGUCGCGUCGCGGCUGUACCGCGUGGGCGAGGACGCCGUGUGGUUGCUGGACAGCGGCAGCGUGCGCUCGGCCACGAGCAACAGCUCAGCCGCGUGGCUAGUGCAGUUCCACUCGUCGUGGUGCGGCCACUGCAUCGGCUACGCACCCACCUGGCGAGCGCUGGCGGCGGACGUGCGAGACUGGGCUGCUGCCAUCCGUGUUGCUGCUCUGGACUGUGCAGAAGAAAAGAACCAGGACGUGUGCCGCACAUAUGACAUCCACUUCUACCCCACCUUCAGGUAUUUUAAAGCAUUCACAAAGGAGUUUACAACUGGAGAAAAUUUUAAAGGAACUGACAGGGAGCUUCGGACAGUCAGGCAGACAAUGAUUGACUUCCUACAGAACCAUACGGAGGACACCCGGCCUCCUGCAUGCCCACCCCUGGACCCUAUUCAGCCCAGUGACAUCCUUUCCCUCAUGGACAGCCACAGUGGCCAAUACCACGCUAUUAUGUUUGAAAGCAAUGCUUCUUAUGUUGGACGAGAGGUGAUCUUGGAUUUAAUUCCAUAUGACAACAUCAUGGUGAGCAGAGCACUGGAUGGGGACAAAGCAUUUCUGGAGACACUUGGCAUUUCUUCAGUUCCUUCCUGUUACUUGAUUUACCCAAAUGGGUCUCGUGGACUGGUUAAUAUCGCAAAGCCUCUACGAUCGUUUUUCUCAUCUUAUUUAAAAUCCUUACCGGAUGUGAGAAAAAAGUCACUUUCCUUCCCUGAAAAGCCCAACAGAGAAGAAAAUUCAGAGCUUAUGAUUUGGAAAGAAUUUGACAGGGCCAAGCUGUACACUGCAGACCUGGAGUCAGGACUUCACUACCUGCUGAGAGUGGAGCUGGCUGCGCACAGGUCCCUGGCUGGAGCUCAGUUAAAGACAUUUAGGGACUUCGUGACUGUCAUUGCCAAGCUGUUCCCCGGCCGGCCACCAGUCAAGAAGCUGUUGGAGACACUACAAGAGUGGCUGGCCAACCUUCCCCUGGACAAAAUUCCAUACAAUGCUAUUCUAGACCUAGUCAACAACAAAAUGCGGAUUUCUGGAAUCUUUCUUACCAGCCACAUAAAGUGGGUGGGAUGUCAAGGAAGCCGAUUGGAGUUGCGGGGCUACCCAUGCUCCCUCUGGAAACUGUUUCACACUUUGACGAUUCAGGCCUCCACCCAUCCAGAAGCGCUGGUUGGCACAGGUUUUGAAGAUGAUCCCCAGGCUGUGUUGCAGACCAUAAGGAGAUACAUUCACACAUUCUUUGGAUGUAAAGAAUGCGGUGAACAUUUUGAGGAAAUGGCUAAAGAGUCCAUGGAUUCUGUGAAAACUCCAGACCAAGCUGUUCUCUGGCUUUGGAGGAAGCACAACAUGGUGAACAGCCGCCUGGCGGGCCAUCUGAGUGAGGAUCCCAAGUUUCCAAAGGUUCCAUGGCCCACUCCAGAUCUCUGCCCAGCUUGCCAUGAGGAAAUUAAAGGCCUGGACAGCUGGAAUGAAGACCAAGUGCUUGUGUUCCUGAAGCAGCAUUACAGCAGGGACAACCUGGUGGACACAUAUUCAGUGGACCAGGGCAGUCCUGGGGACUGGGGAGUGCUGGGCAAGGAGCAGGAAGAAGGCAAAGGUCUUAACCCCUCAAGGAAGUCCUGGGGACAGCAGGACACUGAGAGUCUCCGCCCACCCCAUGUGCCGGGCCCCAGAACUGACCUUUCCAAGAACCUGCACCACAGGCUGGACCUAAGACUCCAGAGCCCCCAUGGGCUCCAGGCACUUGAGGAGGCCAAGGUAGCUGUGCCUUUUCUUGGGGUUGGCUUUUCCAGUCUAGACAUGAGCCUCUGUGUGGUGCUCUAUGUGGCCUCCUCCUUGUUCCUGAUGAUUAUGUACUUCUUCUUCAGAGUGAGGUCCAAGCGAUGGAAAGUUCGGCUCUACCACCCAGCUGUGUAGAGCACUUGGAACAGCCAUGUCCAUACAGAGGAAGCCUUGGAAACCACCCGCACACCUGCAGCUUUAAUGUUGGGAUCAGGGAUUUUGGAAAUGUACCCAGCAUAGUAUCUGGAGGAGCAUGUUUUGUUUUGUUUUUUCUACUGGAACAUUUUGCCUUGAUGGCACCUUGUCCUCACCUUCCCAUGUUAGACUUACGUCGAUUUGCCCUUGUAGGCCAAAAGAAAGCAGGUUCAUCACACAGCCGGCCAUGUUUCUGCUCCUUCCGUGAAGCCUCACAUCUACAUUUGCUCUCCCUCCCCACCCUACUCCCACUCUGGGGGCAGUGAUGAGCAGCCAAAGCAGAGGCCUCUCUAGGCAUCACACACCCUGCCACAGAUGAGAGCUCUGUACCUGUUCCUGCAUAAACGUGCUUUCGAGGGAGUUCAGGGUGCUCCGAGGUUGAGCAGAGAGGUUCAGGACCCAGAGGCCACUGAGUUGUGUUGUAGCUUCCCUGUGUCUUAAGAAAUAACCCAGGGUGGAGUGGGCCUUGGAUAGGGCAGGGUGGUGACAGGAGAAGGAGAUACGACCAUCCCUCUUGUGCUGUAGUGCAGUUCUGGUCUCUGUGGUGAAGUUCUGCCUGACAGCACAGCGGUGAGCACUGGUCUGCUGGGGGCGUGCAGUCUCCAGGAAGCCUCUAGAGCUCCUGUCAUGUCUCCUGGACACUGUGGUGGGGGCACAGGGUGCUGGGCACAUGCAGUAACCCCUGCACACUAGGGUCCUGGCCUUGAGAGUAACUUAAAAAAAAGUUAACAAAUUAAAUACAUUAUUUGUAAAAUCCUAAAACACUGAAUGCUAAAAUUGUGCCUAAAGACGUAAAAAAAAAAAAAAAAAAAGGACUAAGUCUACAUUUCUGGAGACAUUCCUGCUGAGACCCUCAGGAGUUUCUUUUUAUUUGUAUAAAGCAAGCGUGUCUGUGUCUGUGUCUGUGUGUACGCCUCUGUACUCACAUGGGUAUGACUAGGUUAGUUAAAUAUACAUUCACUUUGUAUGUUCUGUAUAUUUGUGUCCUUCCCAAUGACAGUUGAUCACAUGGGUAUCAUUUAAGACCCUGUAUUAUCAGUGUCCCUGCUGCCACUUAAGAAAAUGGACAGCUGUCUCCUUGGGCUUUUGUUAACCUCCUUCCAUCACAUGGGAGGAUCAGGUCUGAGAGUCAAGCCUCCCUGCUGGGGCAGAUGGCUUGGGUCCAGGCCCUUGAACCUCCUGCUUCACUUCCCUGUGGCAGGAGGAGGUUUCUUUGAAACCUGGAGUGCUGUGCUUAAAAAAAGAAAGAGAAAGAAAAUAAGAAAAAAAUAAGUUUGUCCUUAUUGCUGAUAGUGUUUCUAGGGUAUUGAGACACUACUGGUCUGUCAGCUGGAAAAUCAGGCCUAUUUAAGCAUGGCUCCAACGGGAAAUGCUAGAGCUCACAGUUGAACUGCCUCUGGGAAACAUUGCUGAAGGGCACUUCCUUAACUGUGACCCCAAGGCUGCCACAGACCCCCUCAGUGCCUGACAUGGCUGAUGUUUGCAGAAGCCCUCUCUGGGCAGAUCCUAUUUCAGCUGCCCUUGUGGAGUCCCGGAUCAUCCCUUUUGGAGGACAGGCUUGUCAUGUACAUCCCUGUUUGAACUGUCCAUUCUGCAGUGAAAAGGCUUGCGUUCCUCCAAGACUGCUCAGCCUGGGACCCACCGUUAGGCCAAGUGUAAGGUUUGAAGUAUUAUAAGGGGAAUUUCAAUUAGUGAAUAUAAUAAAUUCAGUAAUUUAAAUGUUUAUUUAUUUUUAAUGCAAAGAUUUUGAUUAAAAAGUCAGUUGACAUAAAAAUGUAAAUGAAAUUUCUUACCUUAAAGGGUACAUUUUGUAUUUAAGUAAACUAUUGUGCACAUUGUAAGAAUAAAGAAAUCGGACAUUCAGUAA